Messenger RNA from Xiphias gladius (swordfish), 2194 nucleotides. RefSeq lists its product as uncharacterized. Lineage: Eukaryota; Metazoa; Chordata; Actinopteri; Istiophoriformes; Xiphiidae. Gene Ontology annotation, molecular function: ubiquitin binding. The transcript is spliced from 4 exons. The record is from RefSeq and is a predicted model, not a curated record. The coding region runs from base 106 to 1014 and encodes 302 amino acids.
CUUUUUUUCUGAUUGGACAGAAACAAGUGACGGUUUCAGGAAUAAGGAAGUCUCCGUUACUCAGGCUAGCGCGAAAUUUCGAAGCUGUUAAAGCGAUUAAAAGACAUGGCUGAAAACUACCCCAAGUCCAAACUUAAACGAAAGAAAUCCUCUGUCGAAAAGCUUCAACCGGAAAUAUCUUCCAAGGAAACACUGAGGAGGAGUCAUAUAACACUCUUCUCCAGUGACAUUACCGCAGAGACCGAUGGGUCAGUGGUCCCCGGAACAGCGUGGUGGAACAGAGAGCAGCUGCCUGCUGUGGAGAGUCUGUGGGCGUUCACACUGAGGUCUGCUCUGCCGUACCUGGAGAAACAGCACUGGGACCUGGUUCCUGAUCUUCCCGAACCAUCUACAACGAGAUCUACAGCGCUAAAGUUAGAUGAACAGCAGUGGUGUGACCUCAGAGAAGAGGUCGCUCCCUUCCCUGAACCUUCUUCAACUUCUCCAAGGACUUCGUCGAGUCCAAAUCCUCCCAGGCUCGGCUCCUCACAGCAGGACCUCUCAGUACAGACCCAAGAUGUACCACACACCUCUGACAGACGGCUGUCCUCUCACAUCAGCAGGCAAAGUCAUGAUGGCAAAACAGCAUCCCUUCAACCCUCCCUCCACAGCUGGGAGGAGGCGGCAUCAGCAGCAAGAUGCUCAAGUUUUAGGGCAGAAGAGGGCAGGAAAGGAGGAGAGCAAGAAGAAGAGGCUGGACCAGUCGACAGACAGCUUCUCACAAACCGGGUGAACGUCUCUGACAACCAAGUUUCUCUGCAGAAGCAGGGUGAAAAUAAAGAGGAGGUGAUGAAGGAUAAAGAGGAAGAAGAGGUGCAGGGGAGUGUCAGAGGUGAUGGAGGAGCAGCACCAGGAGGAGGGCUGCAGAGCUGCCCAAUGUGCCUGCUGGUGUUCCCUAUUGGGUCCACCCAGAUGGACUGUGACAGCCACCUGGCCCAGUGUCUGUCAGAGAUGAAUGUGGACAUGACCUGGUGAGCCCUCAGGAUGCUAUGCUGGCUGCUGUCCAGGAGCUACGAGCAGCCCAGAUGCCCCACACACUCCAGGAUCAUGUCAUAUGGAGGAAACACCCAGAGAGCAGCUCGUACAGGGAAGACUCACUGUACAGUGAGGUUCUGACACCUUACACAGGCCCUACACUGAGAGAGGCACUCUUGAUGGGAAAGAAAAACAUUCCUGUCAUGAAAGAGGGUUUUUUUUUGAGAAUUUUACACUAGGUGAGCUUGGAAAGCUCUGGCCGCAAUAACUGAUGACCCCUCUCAGACGACCUUGCUGUCAUAUUUAAAUUUACCCUCUUUAGACAUUAGAUCCCAAAUUGUGCUCUACUUGAGCCGGUCCACUUGGUCUCUGAUGCCUUUGAUUCCAGCUGGUCAAGAGGAUCUCCAAACUAAUGUGACAAUCCAACCUGCCUCAUCCUCUAGGAAAUGAAAGACCAAAAUUGAACCAGACCACAUCCUCCUGGCAAAGCUGUUUUCAUAAAAAUAUAUUAGACUGAUUGAUAGAGACAGUUAUUUUCAUAGAAAAGUGAAAUUCGAAUUAGACAGCUGCGCGGAAUUAACAACUGACAAAUUUUGAACCUAAAAAGUUACACAGCUUGCACUCGGCCUGGAUGUUAUCAACAUUCAGUAGAGUUGUUAUGUUGUGAUCACAAUGUGUGAUUUUACUGAAUUCCAUCGAAAAGAUUCCUAAAGAGCUAAAGAUUUCAGUCACUGAAGAUUUUGUCUUGUGUGCAGGAUGUGUGCUCAACAGUGGAACCAAUUUGCUGCAUUUAAAAUCUGUACACAACUAUUUUCCGUAGAAGAGAGUCGCCAGUAUUACCCCGCGAGCACGAGGUCGGGCUUUCCCUCCACAGCCGCACCUCUCUAUGCCUCUCAUUCAAUUGACCACACGGCAGCUGACACAGAUGUGAAUGAGCUUCUAACAUUCCCUCUAAGUUACCAUUUUCCAAGUAAAUAUAACCGAAAUCACAGCACAGCUGUUGUCUUUAACUUAUGUGCAUGGUGAUUCUGUCAGACGUCGUCACAGUAAGCUUGGCUAACCAUGUGCUGACUCCAGCUAUGAACUGAAUGAAAUUGAUACUGGCCUUCUCAUCCCACUCUCAGAAAAUAUGUUGAAGUUUUGAAUUUCUUGAAAUGUAUUAAAAAUCAUUUUAACUAAA